This is a messenger RNA of Sebastes umbrosus (honeycomb rockfish), 2302 nucleotides long. RefSeq lists its product as uncharacterized. The coding region runs from base 416 to 1612 and encodes 398 amino acids. NCBI's taxonomy places the organism in Eukaryota, Metazoa, Chordata, Actinopteri, Perciformes, Sebastidae. Gene Ontology annotation, cellular component: membrane. The record is from RefSeq and is a predicted model, not a curated record. The transcript is spliced from 9 exons.
GUUAGCUCUUACCUGGUUUAGUCAGUUAGCCGUUAGCUCUGAGCUAGUUAGCUCUUAGCUGGUUUAGUCAGUUAGCCGUUAGCUCUGAGCUAGUUAGCCGUUAGUCAGUUAGCCGUUAGCUCUUACCUGGUUUACUGGUUUAGUCAGUUAGCCGUUAGCUCUGAGCUAGUUAGCCGUUAGCUCUUAGCUGGUUUAGUCAGUUAGCCGUUAGCUCUUAGCUGGUUUAAUCAGUUAGCCGUUAGUUAGCCGUUAGCUCUGAGCUAGUUUAGUUAGUUAGCCGUUAGCCUUUGUAGCUACACAAGCUAGCUAAUGUCUUGUUCGGUCUCGAGCUUCCAACGGCUGUCAGCAUCAUCAUCACCAGGACAACGGUCCCCCUCGACCCCCCCGGCCGUGUGAUGGAAGGGUGAGGGAGACCAUGCUGAGCUUCCUCCGUCUCCUUCUGACAGGCCUGUUAGGUGUUCUGUGGGAUGGAGUUACAGCGUUUGGUGGGGUCAGACUAGUGGAUGGGGAGAACAAGUGUUCUGGCAGAGUCGAGGUACUCCGCCAUGAGCGGUGGGGGACGGUGUGCGACCACGGCUGGGACCUCCGGGAGGCUGACGUGGUGUGUCUGGAGCUGGGCUGUGGCUUAGCUGAGUCCGCCCUUCAUGGUUCAGUGUUUGGUGCAGGCAGCGGAGAGAUCUGGCUGCGACAUGUCCAAUGCUCCGGACACGAGUCCAGUUUGACACGCUGCGCUGUUGUCCUCCACAGUAAUGUCUACUGCACCCAUGAGAACGAUGCGGGGGUGAAAUGCUCAGGUACCCUUUUAUUGCCCACCCUCACCCUCCUGUCCCCUCACACUGUGUUCUCUCCCGGCGAGGCCGUUCGCUUCGGCUGCAGCGUUUUGCUGGGUCAUCACCUCAGUGACUUCCACCUCUACAAGCACGGAGUGUCAACGCCGCUGGUCACACAGAGGGCGGACCAGACCCAGACCAGAGUGGAGCUGACUCUGUCCGACAUAGAGACUUUCCACCAGGGCAGCUACAGUUGUCGGUAUCGGAUCAAGGGCGGCUUCCCUUCUCAGCUGCUCAGCUCGCCGCCCAGCAACUCCAUCAACAUCACUGUCGUGGAACUCCUGACUCCCCAACACUGGUACAACACGUCCACCGAGGCCCCGGCUGGUUCCGUCAUGAAAGGCCACAAUUUUAACAUCACCUGCUCCACGCCGCAGCAGUACCCUGGAGGUUCCUUCCAGCUGCGCCUGAUCCGCUCCAACGGCACCGUGCGCCAGUCCCUGCCUGCCCUCACGCCAUCCGUCACGUUCACCUUUCCCAACGCCCAGAGCUCCAACGAGGGUUACUACUACUGCCUGUAUCGGGUCCAGCUGGGGGGACGCACUUUUGUCUCCAGAGAAAGCCAGCCCCUGCCUAUAGCCAUCAGAGAUCCAGACCCAGUACUGAGUCCAAUGGUGAUCAGCUGGCUUGUGUCCGGCCUGACUUUUGUCAUAGCGGUCGUCGUUAUAAUCAUCGUGGCCAAGGUGCUAUGUAACAAGGAGAAGAAGCCCACCGAACUGGAGCGAGAGACCAGAACCUGUGUGGACAACACUUAUGUUGCCUUAUCAAUUAACAAGCUAUGACGGGGCAGCAGAUCACUAAAGAAUCACAAGUAAGUGGACAGUCGGGGAGCUCACACCGCGUCCAUCGAGGAUCCAGUCGGCAGGAGACGUAACACGGAACCAAACACCUUUUGGAAAAAGGCACCACGUGGACCCAGUUCAGUACAGUUUGGAUGAGGAACAGUUUUUACUGGACUAACAUGGACCUCCAUCACACCAAACUUCAGGCUAGUGUUACUGCUGGAUAUGAUUGGCUUAUAAAGCCUUUGUAUUACGAUGAGAUGUGAGCUAACAGCCACAGAAGACUGACACUAUAAUUUAUUUCCAGUUAAAGUCUGUAGUGGUUCCAGCUAGACUUCACUUUCACUCAGACUUGGCUACUGCCAUUGCGCCAGAUGUUGGAGUGAAAAAACUGCAACUAAAAAGCUAAACUGGGGAAACUGUGACGUUGGUCCCUCAGGUCUGUAAAUGCAGUUUAAGAACAUUGUUUUUUUUUUGUAUUUAUUACCAGAUAACACUAAUGACAGGCUCCACUAGCUUAUUAUGUACUCGCUUCUACAGAUCAAUGAUCCUUAAAGGAUUAGAAGAUGUUUUUUGUAUUUUAAGUCUAACCCUACUAUGCAUCUUAUGUCAUUUACAACAUGUACAUUACUGCACUUAAACGAUGGUAAAUAGAAGCUGUAGUUGAUUAAAAUGCUGCUGUUGUUGGAG